Penicillium lagena is the source of this 1074-nucleotide messenger RNA. Its product is annotated as fungal specific transcription factor domain-containing protein. NCBI's taxonomy places the organism in Eukaryota, Fungi, Ascomycota, Eurotiomycetes, Eurotiales, Aspergillaceae. The record is from RefSeq and is a predicted model, not a curated record. The transcript is spliced from 2 exons. The coding region runs from base 1 to 1074 and encodes 357 amino acids.
AUGGCAACCCCAACACUCGACGGUCUAACUCCGUGCGUCCCAAACUCUCGGAUUUCUGUUACUACCUAUUGCACUGUUCUCGAUGUGUUUCAAAGACGUCUCUAUGAUAUCUGGCCGAUCAUCGAUGUUGAGGAUCUGAAAUCUCAACUGAGGGACCGAAUCAACGAUCACACUCCCCAUGCGUUGGCAGCGGCCUUGUGUGCUGCGACAUUGGCACAAAUACGCCUCUGGCUUACACCAAAUCCAUGCCACGAGGACAUCUCGGUGACAGCAGAAGACUUUGCGAAAGAGUGUCUUCGUAUUCGAUUGGAGCAUAGCUAUCAUCAGGAACCAUCACUGCAGGCGCUCGUUACAUCCAUAUUCCUUCAUAUGUACUAUGCCAAUCGAGGCCAGAUUACACCCGCUACCAUCUCCCUUCGUGAGGCAAUCACAUACGCAGAUUUGAUGCAUCUGUGUCAUACUCCUCCAUCCAAUGCAGCGCAAUCAAAACAAUGGCAAUUGGAACUACGAUGCUAUUGGAUUCUCUUCGUCACCGAAAGGACCUUUUGUAUCCAACAUGACCUUCCAAUUACACUCCACAGAACACCAAGCCUUCCAGUGAUUGAACGGAAUACUUCACAUGGUAAUCUUUAUACGGGAUUUUGUACGCUUGUACAACUCUUCCUGCACGUUCAACGGCCCUUAGUUCUACCCGCUACAGGUAGAAGAGCUAUCGAGGCGCCAGAUGUGUACUCAAAAGACAGCAUAUUAGAUAUACAACGACGGAUUCCAGUCAGAAUACCAAGAAUAGAGCUUACAUCCGAAUUACAAUAUGUGGAUAUUCUGACCACUUCCGCCUGGGUCCGCUCUUUGUUAUGGCAGUACUCUGCUUCUCGCUUCAUGCUCUCUUCAUCCACGUCAAUUGAGCCUCUCUCAUUUGACUACCCGCUAUCAAUUGCCAAGGAUUAUUUGGAGUGUCUUUCUCACGUGUCUAUUGAAUCUAUGCGCAGUCAUGGUUAUGGGAUGGUAAGAGAUUGUCCUUUGCAUCUAUUCAUAGAUCGAAAGGGCUGUGGUGCUAAUUGUGAUUUUAUUUGA